This is a messenger RNA of Adineta steineri, 1323 nucleotides long. NCBI's taxonomy places the organism in Eukaryota, Metazoa, Rotifera, Eurotatoria, Adinetida, Adinetidae. The record is from the annotation of a GenBank genome assembly.
AUGGCUGCUGAAGAUAUAACAAUGAUGGAUGAUGAUCCAUCAUACUUAUGCUCAUCAAUAUCCACUGAAUGUUCGUCAACAUCAUCGUCUUCAUCAUUUAUUGAAUGUUCAUUAUCACCAUCGUCUUCAUCAUUAACUGAAUGCUCUUCACCAUCAGCUGAUUUAUCAAAACCUACGGUUAAUAACACAGUGUCAAAUAAGCGAAGAUUGAUGUUGGACAUUGAAGGUUAUAAUUUUCAGUUCAAGGAUUUUAGUACUGACCAAACUAAGAAGUUUUGGCGAUGUGCUAAUAGAGCGUGUCGUGUAAUUGUACAUACAACUCUUGAAAAUGAAUUUAUACGUUAUGGUGGCAAAUCAUCUACUCAUUGUCAUCUACCAAAUCCAUCCGCAAGUCAAGUACGAGACUUACGAGAAGCUAUGCGAAAAAGAGCCGAAAAUGAAACAACAUCAUUACAGUUAAUAGCUGAACAAGAAGUUCGACAAGCAUUGUUAACAGGUGAAGCUUUGGCAGUUCUGCCUCGUAUUAAUGCUUUAGGUCAUAAUCUGGUGAAUCAACGUCGUAAAACAACUCCUCCAGUACCACAAUCAUCAUCUUUUUUUAUUCCAGAAUCUUUUACCAAAGAUUAUUGUGAUAAAGAUCGUCUGUUAUUGUAUGACAGUGAUGAUCCUAAGUUUCAACUGCAACAGCCAGGAUAUAUACGAUCUGAAGGAAGAAUGUUGAUUUGGUCAUCUGACAUUCAGUUGAACAUAUUAUUCAAUAGUCAAAAGCUUCACAUGGAUGGUACGUUCAGUACCACACCACCUAAUUUUAAGCAGGUAUUUAUUAUCCAAGCAUUUCUUCAUAAUACCUUGAUUCGUUCUGUUGUACGUCGAAUGAUGGCACUAGCUUUAGUACCUGAGAAAUUUGUUUCAACAUUAUUUGAUGAUCUUCAAAAUGAUUUAGAUGAAGAUGAACGUGACGAAUUAGCUCCAUUAUUCAACUACUUCAGUAGUUUUUGGUUACAACGACCUUCAAUGUGGAAUGUAUUUGAUAUUCCGAAUAGAACUAAUAACUUUAGCGAGGGGUACAACAACAGGUUCACUAAGCGCUUGGAUAAAUGGCAUCCCAACAUUUGGUAUUUCAUCGACGCCAUUCGAAAAGAGGUCGAUACCAUUCAUAGUAUGAUCGCUCAAAUAAAUAUGGGAGUAUGUCCACGUACACAGCGAUUAAUAACAAGAAUUGCCGAAGAUCGAAUAAAUGAACUAUAUGAUCGCUUCGAACACAAUACAAUUACAGUGCAAGAAUUAUUAGGAAAACUUUCUUUUUUUGUACCGAAUGAUUAA